Vicia faba (fava bean) is the source of this 651-nucleotide messenger RNA. The record is from the annotation of a GenBank genome assembly. NCBI's taxonomy places the organism in Eukaryota, Viridiplantae, Streptophyta, Magnoliopsida, Fabales, Fabaceae.
AUGAACUCUCGGGAACUUUCUCUAGUUGCCACGGCAACUCUAGUUGGCGCCUUCGCCUCCGCAAUCGCUCUCCGUUUCUUUCACCAAUCCAAAACCAAUCCCACUCAAAACGGCACCAUCUCUUCUUCUACCGACCCUUUCGACACCUCCAAACGCAAAGGAUACUUGUCGUGGGAUGAUUAUUUUAUGGCUAUUGCUUUUUUGUCCGCUGAAAGAUCUAAAGACCCUAACAGGCAGGUUGGUGCUUGCUUAGUGAGUCAAGAUGGUAUAAUUCUCGGGAUUGGUUAUAAUGGAUUUCCAAGAGGCUGUUCUGAUGACAAGUUACCAUGGGCCAAGAAAUCAAAGACCGGGAAUCCUUUGGAGACUAAGUACCCUUAUGUUUGUCAUGCUGAAGUAAAUGCUAUUCUUAAUACAAACCAUGCCUCUGCUGCUGGACAACGGCUGUAUGUGACCAUGUUUCCAUGCAAUGAGUGCGCCAAGAUCAUAAUCCAGUCUGGAGUUUCUGAAGUCAUUUAUUUUGUGGAGAAAAGAUUAGAAAAUUCAGAUGUUGCAUACACUGCCUCUCACAAGCUACUUUCCUUGGCUGGUGUUAAGGUCAGGAAACACCAACCAGUGGCGAGUGAAAUUCAUCUGAAGUAUGAUGAGCACUAG